Molecule: messenger RNA, 285 nt
Organism: Notothenia coriiceps (black rockcod)
Lineage: Eukaryota; Metazoa; Chordata; Actinopteri; Perciformes; Nototheniidae
Product: dysferlin-like
Exons: 4
Biological process (GO): vesicle fusion; plasma membrane repair; T-tubule organization
Cellular component (GO): T-tubule; cytoplasmic vesicle
Source: RefSeq, a predicted model, not a curated record
AUGACAAUGCCCUCAGUCAACCCAGUUAUGUACCUGACUGAGGUCCGUGUGCGCGUCAUCGAGGGACGACAGCUGCCGGGCAUCCACAUCAAACCUGUUGUUAAGGUUACGGUUGCCGGGCAGAACAAGAGGACUCGCAUCAGAAAGGGAAACAACCCGGUCUUUGACGAGACGUUCUUCAUGAACUUCUACGAGACUCCUUCCGAUCUGUUUGACGAGCCGAUCUUCAUCACUGUGUGUGACUCUCGCUCUCUCAGAACUGAUGCUGUGAUCGGGGAAUUCAAG